AUGACCAUUCACCCCUUUGGCGUCACGUCUUCUCCCAGUUGUGUGAAUCUCGCGCUUCGUCAAGCCAUUGCUGAUAAUGCAGAAAGGUUCCCGAAACAUCUGAUCAACCUAGCUAGCGAGUGCUCUUAUGUCGAAGACUGCUUGUUCAGUGUGGAUACUGAGGAAGAAGCCAUAGGUUUGAUUGAUAACUUGAAGACUAUCACUUAUUCAGAUGGGUUCCGUUUGGUGAAGUGGAUUAGUAAUGAAGAGUGUGUCCUGAAACCCUUACCUCCAGAAGAACUAAGGUCUCCAAAAUCACAGCAUAUAAUUCAGUACGGUUGCUUGGAAAGUGCACUUGAUGUGGUGUGGAAUAUCACCAAAGACCGCAUACAAUUCGACUUGAAGGAAUUCGAAGGCAGCCCCACUCGAAGAAAGAUAUUAUCCUUCGCGGCCUCCAUCUACGACCCUUUGGGUAUCCUAGCACCAGUUUUACUUAAUCCAAAGCUGCUACUGCAGAAACUUGUCAGACAGAAAUUGGAAUGGGACGGACAGCUAUCUGAAGAAGAAAAUAAUAGCUGGAACCGAUGGCUACAGGAGCAAAAGGAGUUAAGCCGUGCAUCUAUACCUCGUUGUUUAACACCUAAGGGAUUGCGAAGGGUUGCUCUCCAACUAUACUGCUUCUCAGGUUCCUCAGAAGCAGCAUACGGGCGGCCGUGUACAUGUGAUGUGUGGGUGAGAAUGAAAGUCAUAUGCCUCCUAGUUCUCGGAAAGACCAGAGUCACUCCUAUACGGACUGUGUCUAUUCCUCGUUUGGAGCUCACUGCCGCUGCCUUAUUGACGCGACUUGCCACGCAAUUAGUCGAGAAAAUGCAUUUGGAACGCCCAGUGAUCUUUUGGACCGACUCCAUGAUAGUUUUGCAGCUUCUAAGGUGCUUGACGCGAUCUUCUCCGAGUAUCCAUGAUCCACCAGUGUUCACGUCCUGA
Echinostoma caproni is the source of this 963-nucleotide messenger RNA. The record is from the annotation of a GenBank genome assembly. Lineage: Eukaryota; Metazoa; Platyhelminthes; Trematoda; Plagiorchiida; Echinostomatidae.